Messenger RNA from Struthio camelus australis, 7089 nucleotides. Lineage: Eukaryota; Metazoa; Chordata; Aves; Struthioniformes; Struthionidae. The record is from RefSeq and is a predicted model, not a curated record.
AUGGUUCGACAGGCCAUCAGAAAGCGGUUCCCUGAGGAGGUGAACGUCCUUCAUGCAGACCUAAGAUUUAAUAGGAUUAAAGAAAUCCAGCCUGGAGAGUUUAGACGGCUUAAAAACCUGAACACACUGCUUCUAAACAACAAUCAAAUUAAAAGAAUACCUAGUGGGGCAUUUGAAGACCUUGAAAAUCUGAAAUAUCUCUAUUUGUACAAGAAUGAAAUCCAGUCAAUUGACAGGCAAGCAUUUAAAGGACUUGCCUCUCUAGAACAACUGUAUCUGCACUUUAAUCAAAUAGAAACGUUGGAACCUGAAUCCUUUACCCAUCUUCCAAAACUUGAAAGGCUAUUUUUGCAUAACAACAGAAUAGCUCAUUUGAUUCCUGGAACAUUUAGUCACUUAGAAUCUAUGAAGAGACUGCGUUUAGAUUCAAACGCUCUUCAUUGCGACUGUGAAAUCCUGUGGCUGGCAGAACUUUUGAAGACGUACGCGGAAUCGGGUAACGCUCAAGCAGCAGCUACCUGUGAGUACCCGCGAAGGAUCCAGGGAAGAUCAGUGGCCACAAUAACACCUGAAGAACUCAACUGUGAGAGGCCAAGAAUUACAUCAGAGCCUCAGGAUGUGGACGUUACCUCAGGGAAUACAGUGUACUUCACUUGCAGAGCUGAAGGCAAUCCUAAACCAGAAAUUAUCUGGCUUCGAAACAAUAAUGAGCUCAGUAUGAAAGAAGAUUCCCGUCUAAACUUGCUGGAUGAUGGCACGUUAAUGAUUCAAAAUACGCAAGAAACAGACCAGGGUAUUUACCAGUGCAUGGCAAAAAACGUGGCUGGCGAAGUGAAAACUCAGGAAGUUACUCUUAGAUACUUUGGGUCACCAGCCCGGCCAAGUUUUGUGAUUCACCCACAAAAUACCGAGGUAUUAGUUGGAGAAAGUGUUACUCUGGAAUGCAGCGCAACUGGGCACCCUCAGCCACGAAUUACAUGGACCAAGGGCGACAGAACCCCUUUACCAAGUGACCCUCGCAUCACAAUAACUCCCUCAGGAGGACUUUACAUACAAAAUGUGAAGCAGGAAGACAGUGGCGAGUAUACGUGUUUUGCAACUAACAGUAUAGAUAAUAUCCAUGCAACUGCAUACAUCAUAGUCCAAGCUCUACCUCAGUUUACUGUCACUCCUCAAGACAGAACAGUGAUUGAGGGACAAACUGUUGACUUCCCUUGUGAAGCACAAGGCUAUCCCCAGCCUGUUAUUGCCUGGACGAAAGGAGGAGGCCAGUUGUCUGUUGACAGAAGACAUUUAGUUCUGUCCUCUGGAACCUUAAGGAUUUCCAGGGUUGCUCUGCAUGAUCAGGGACAAUACGAAUGCCAAGCUGUCAAUAUUAUAGGAUCUCAACAAACUGUUGUAUACCUGACAGUGCAGCCUAGAGUGACUCCUGUAUUUGCUAGCGUUCCUAGUGACAUGACAGUAGAAGUUGGCACCAAUGUUCAGAUUCCAUGCAGUGCUCAAGGAGAGCCGGAGCCAGUAAUUACGUGGAAUAAGGAUGGGGUACAGGUAACUGAAAGUGGAAAAUUUCAUGUUAGUCCAGAGGGAUUUCUUACUAUUCGUGAUGUUGGAACAGCUGAUGAAGGUCGUUAUGAAUGUGUUGCCCGGAAUAGCAUUGGAUACUCCUCUGUCAGUAUGGUGCUUAGCGUUAACGUUCCUAAUGUCAGUCGAAAUGGAGAUCCAUUUGUACAGACAUCAAUUGUGGAAGCAAUUGCAACCGUUGACAGAGCAAUAAAUUCAACACGAACGCAUUUAUUUGACAGUCGUCCUCGCUCGCCAAAUGAUUUACUAGCCUUAUUUCGAUACCCAAGAGAUCCAUACACUGUUGAGCAAGCAAGAGCUGGGGAAAUAUUUGAAAGGACAUUACAGCUUAUUCAAGAUCAUGUACAAGAUGGUCUAAUGGUUGACCUGAAUGGAACAAGUUAUCACUAUAAUGACCUUGUAUCCCCACAGUACUUGAACCUAAUAGCUAAUCUCUCAGGCUGUACAGCUCAUCGGCGAGUGAACAAUUGCUCAGAUAUGUGCUUUCACCAGAAGUACAGGACACAUGAUGGAACUUGCAACAACCUGCAGCAUCCAAUGUGGGGUGCUUCUCUGACAGCCUUUGAACGUCUGUUAAAAUCAGUCUAUGAAAAUGGAUUUAAUUUACCUCGAGGAAUUGAACCCAAGAGACUCUCCAAUGGAUACGCACUCCCAAUGCCUCGCUUGGUUUCAACUACUCUGAUUGGAACUGAAACGAUAACUCCUGAUGAUCAGUAUACUCACAUGUUGAUGCAGUGGGGUCAGUUUCUUGACCAUGAUCUUGACCUCACAGUUGCCGCACUAAGCGAGGCCAGAUUUUCGGAUGGUCAACACUGCAGUUCAGUUUGUACAAACGAUCCUCCAUGCUUUUCUAUCAUGAUACCACCAAAUGAUCCCAGAGUUAGAAACGGUGCACGCUGCAUGUUUUUUGUGCGCUCCAGUCCAGUUUGUGGAAGUGGCAUGACAUCUCUCCUAAUGAAUUCUGUGUACCCGCGAGAACAAAUCAACCAGCUCACUUCAUAUAUUGAUGCAUCCAAUGUAUAUGGCAGUUCAGACCACGAAGCACUAGAAAUCAGAGACUUGGCAAGUCAAAGGGGUCUUCUGAGACAGGGCAUUGUACAGAGAUCUGGCAAGCCUCUUCUUCCGUUUGCUACUGGUCCACCAACAGAGUGUAUGAGAGAUGAAAAUGAGAGUCCAAUUCCUUGCUUUUUAGCUGGUGAUCAGCGUUCUAAUGAACAACUGGGUCUUACCAGUAUCCAUACAUUGUGGUUUAGAGAACACAACAGAAUUGCCACAGAGCUACUGAAACUCAAUCCGCAUUGGGAUGGUGACACAAUAUAUCAUGAAACACGUAAAAUUGUUGGUGCAGAAAUGCAGCACAUAACAUUUAGUCACUGGCUGCCUAAGAUCUUUGGAGAGGUAGGCAUGAAGAUGCUUGGCGAAUAUAAAGGUUAUGAUCCCAGUGUUAAUUCUGGCAUAACUAAUGAGUUUGCAACUGCCGCUUUUAGGUUUGGUCACACACUCAUUAAUCCUUUUCUGUAUCGGCUGGAUGAAAAUUUUGAACCUAUUCCACAAGGCCCUCUACCUCUUCAUAAGGCAUUCUUCUCUCCAUUUCGGAUUGUAAAUGAAGGAGGCAUUGAUCCACUUCUAAGGGGAUUGUUUGGUGUUGCUGGUAAGAUGCGUGUCCCAUCACAGUUACUCAAUACAGAAUUAACAGAAAGACUCUUCUCGAUGGCACGUACUGUGGCUUUAGAUCUGGCAGCUAUGAAUAUUCAGAGAGGCAGAGAUCAUGGAAUUCCUCCCUACCAUGAUUUUAGAGUUUACUGUAAUCUUUCUUCAGCUCAGACUUUUGAAGAUCUGAAAAAUGAAAUUAAGAAUCCUGAAAUCAGGGAGAAACUUAGCAGGUUGUAUGGCUCACCACUGAACAUAGAUCUAUUUCCCGCUCUAAUGGUAGAAGACUUAGUUCCAGGAAGCCGCCUGGGGCCGACUUUGAUGUGUCUGUUAAGCACACAGUUUAGGCGUAUUAGGGAUGGAGACAGGUUAUGGUAUGAGAACCCAGGUGUGUUCACUCCUGCUCAGCUCACUCAGAUCAAGCAGACGUCUCUUGCCAGAGUUUUGUGUGACAAUGGUGACAACAUAACCAGGGUACAACGUGAUGUCUUUAAGGUGGCUGAAUUCCCGCAUGGAUAUAGUAGCUGUGAAGAUAUUCCUAAGCUGGACCUCAGGAUGUGGCAAGAUUGUUGUGAAGACUGUAGAACUAGAGGACAGUUUAAUGCGUUUUCAUAUCACUUUCGGGGAAGACGUUCUCUUGAUUACAGCUUUCAGGAUGACAAGCCCUUAAAGAAAAUGAAAAUGUCUAAAACAGUAAGUUCUGUGAAACGGAGUAAAUAUUUUCAUAAUGCCACAUCGGCAUCUGAUGAAAACAGAAACAUGCCCAUAGUGAAUGACUUCAAAGAAUUUGUUUUGGAAAUGCAAAAAACUAUUUCAAGCCUCAGAAACCAGAUAAAAAAACUUGAAUCACGCCUCAGUAAAACUGAUUGCACUGAUGAAAAGGGUAAAUCAUAUUCCAGCAAUGAAACCUGGAAAAGGGACCCUUGCACUGUGUGUGAAUGCAAAGUUGGUCAGAUUACCUGUUUUGUAGAAUCAUGCCCACCAGCUGAUUGCGAAGCACCUGUUAAAGUUAAAGGAGAUUGCUGUCCAGUCUGCUUAAAACAAACUAGUAGUAAAAAGAAGAAACCAUAAGUCUUCUUUUUAAGAAUUUAGGGUGCAUCCUCAUCAAAUCAUAUCAAUGCCUGCUGAUGGCAAAAACAGGUAACUACAGGCUUAAAAUAACAGCAAGAAACCAAGAUUUGCAAGACAACAUUCUAAUGGUGCUGUAACAGUGUAAGAUAAUGUAUCAUUUUAUUAUCUGCCCAUAAAGGUAAUCACAAUGCAAAACAUAUCGAAAGGGAAAUAAGCAAACAGGUCAACAUUAAUUUUGUGUUAAACUUCUCAGGUUAGACAAAUCCAACUGGUGCUACUUUAAAAGAACACUGUCAAGUAGGUUUAGGCUUCCAAAAUGACCUGGCUUAAGAUUUAUUUACUCUGAAAAGAGCACUUCCCAUCUAUAAAAAAUUCGGGACAGUAAAAGUUUAGUCUCCCUCUUUAGUAUCAGUCUAACUUGAUGUGUAGCUCUUUGUUAUUAUUUAGUGAAUGCACAGAAAAAGAAAAGAUCACUGUGCCCAGAACAAUGCCAUAUAGGGCCAGUUUCUGCAAAUCACCUACACAUGGACCUCCUGUAGAAUCACACUGUUAGUUCUGCACGUGGACAAGGAAGGAAACAGAGGAAACUACAUGGCACAUUUCAACAUCCUUUUAUAAUAAUUCAAGGAGGAAAAUUAAUCAUCAUUUUCAAAAAACCCUCUAGAAUUAGUUGGGGAAUAUAAACAAACACAAUUGAGAGUUUAAAAAAAAAAAGCAGCAAUUGAAUGUAUAUCACAGAUGUAUUUGACAGUGUUCCUCACUUUAGGGAAAACAGAUGACAGAGUAGCAUUUGAUCUUAAAAUGAACGUAUUCUUUUUUUGUCGAAACAUAUGUAAUUGCUUGGCAACUUUUUUUUCAUUUAUUUUAAAUCAUUGUAACAUGACCAUCCAGUCCCGUUUGUAAGCAUGCUUCUCUUGAUCUCAGAUAUAUGUAUGGCCCUGUUUUGAAAAUGUGAAAACAUGUCACAUGCCAUUUUGUAUACAAAGAUACCUACUGAUUCAUUGUACAUAUUGUCAAUAGACAUAUGUUCCUGAUUAUUUUGUGGCACUGUUUGUGGGGGAGGGGGGGGAAAUCAAAAUGAAGCAUCAUGAUUAAUCGUGGAUUGACUACUUUUUCUGACAAGGUAUUUGAUUUUUUUUUUAAGGUUUUUUCCAGUUUCUUCUAAUGCAUAUAUAUUUUUACCUCAAUAUUUUUAUCAUUCAUGUUAGAAAUGGUCUGCCAAUGGACUUUAUUUCCCAUUUAAUAAAUAUUUAACAUUAUAGAGUAUAUGUCUAUGCUAGCAUUUCAAAGUUUUAUACUUUUUGGAAUACAAACUGCAUAUUUUUGACCAGGAAUUAUAUGUUAUAUUCAGUGAAGGACAACUAUCAUACCUCAUUUUACAGGUUUUUUUUGUUUAUUCAUAAUUGAUUUUCUCCCUAAAUAUUUAAUAUUUUAGAAUUUAUGGCCCAGUCCUUAAGUCCCAAGUCAUGUUUAACUAGAAACAGAACUCUUUAGUUAUUCAGUUCACUGACUUCUGAAUUUGUUAUUAGAAUUUAUGGGGCAGAGAUUUAUUUAUCAAAGAAAUCUGCACAGCAUUAAACUUUAAUGUGUUAAAAAUUUCAAAUUGUAGAAACAAACUGAAUACUUAAUUCUUGCACGGUAAAUCAAAUGCCUUUCUAGUAACUAACCUAUCACAACGAUAUGAGUUCCACUAUAAUAUUUUGGCACAUAAUUUCUGUGAUUACUAACAUUAAUAAUUUCUGAUUUGAUAAACUGAUUCCAUAACACACAUUCAAACUUUGCUGUAUCUUUAAAGCUUACUACAGAACCUUGUUUCAUAGUAUAGUAAGAACAAUCUCUGCAUGUGAGCGGUGUUUUACAGAUGUGUGGUAGAGGUACACGUGAAACUGCAAUUUAUAUUUUUAAGAAUAUUUUAAUUGAUUUUAUAUACAAGGUCAUGAUUUAUGUAAUUUUCUAUUUUAAUACUUUUAGAAAUUGUAUGUGGCGAGCAUGUAUGAGUAUCAUACUGUUUCUAGAGGUCAUCAUUCCUGUAUUAAUCUUUGAUACUCUAGUAUUUUCUUGACUUUUGUUGAAAGUCCAAACCACAUGUCUCGUACUGUAAGUCCAACUCAGAUGGAGCUCCCAUUGACCUAAGCAGGAAUUCCUCAAAGAGGAAGGAAUGCAGAGUUAAACCAAAUAUAAUUUAACUGUCUAAACAGUUAUAUAGAUCAGUAAUACCUCCUGUUGGUUACUACUUACUUAUUCCAAUUUUAUAUUAAAUAAACUUGCUCAAGAUUUCAGCAUAUAGGAGAUGAGAGUUUCCAUUUAUACAUAAUAAAAUGGUACCGUAUACCUGAUUGUUCCUUUUCUCCAGUUUCCAGAAUAAAAUGAGGUUUUUUUUUCAUUGUUCAGUGUUUAUUCAAGUGGUAUAUAAAAGGGGCUAAAGAGUCUGAAUAUGCUUAAACAAGUCUAAUAUUGAGUUAUCUUCGUUAUCCGUCUGAUUACAAAGCAUUCAGGAAAAACAGGUCUUUAUCCACAGUUUAAAAUGUACUCAGUCAUGGAUUGUGCUAAUUCAGUUUUACUGCAGUGUCUGCAGAAUCAGCAUUGAUUUUAGCAUUUCUGAGACAGUGGCCAAUGGCUAGAUGACCAAUUCCCUCAGUAUCCACUGUGAGAAUAUUGCUGUAAUAUGUUGCAAAUUUCACAUAUUUAUUUUCUUUUUUUAAUGUUACCUAAAGCAAAAUCUUUGUUAUUUUUAUUUUAAUCAGUACAUUUACCAAAGAACUGUUUGCACUGUGUAAUGAAUACUUU